Lottia gigantea (owl limpet) is the source of this 720-nucleotide messenger RNA. RefSeq lists its product as hypothetical. The record is from RefSeq and is a predicted model, not a curated record. The transcript has 5 exons. Bases 1 to 720 code for a protein of 239 amino acids. Lineage: Eukaryota; Metazoa; Mollusca; Gastropoda; Lottiidae.
AUGAAUGGGACUUUAAGAGAAGAAAAGGUAGAAAACGGUAAAACUAUUCUGGAGAUGGUAAAAGAAGUUGCUUGUCCUGGGGAAUGUUCAGAUCAGGGUCUUUGUGAAGACGGGAAAUGUAUCUGUAAAAGUGGAUUUAUUGGAUCCGACUGUUCAGUAUCACUCAAUGAACCACCAUUAGCACACAAUCUAGAAGCUGAUGGACAUUGUGAUUUAUCAGUAGACGAUUGUACUGAAGUGGCUGUUUUUGGUGGAAGAUUUGUGGAUGCUGAACAGACCAAGUGUCAACUGUUACCAUUUAAGAUAACAAAUGACCAAGUUACUGUCAGUGAAGGAAGAAUUAUAAAAACAGCAGUAUUUGAGAGUAUUGGAGAAGUAACGUGUAAAUUACCAUCUAGAAAACGUAGAAGAAGAUCAGUAGAUGUACCAGUUAUUGAUGAAACUGUGACAGGUUAUAAAGUCUCCGUAUCUAAUAAUGGAAUUAUUUCACCAUUACGCCGUCUCACAUUGUAUUGUGGACGUAUAAUGCCGUCGCCCCCGUUCGUCCAUAUGCCCUCCUUGCUUGAUACUAUAUGUUAUAGUAAUGGUUUAUCUCAGUCUAACUAUUGUAUAAUAGAUACUAUAUGUUAUAGUAAUGGUUUAUCUCAGUCUAACUAUUGUAUUAUAGAUGCUAUAUAUGUUAUAGUAAUGGUUUUUGUCAGUCUACCUAUUGUAUUAUAG